AUAACAUUACGGUCUCGUGGUCAACAUUAUGUAAUCGGCUAGACUGUAUUAUAUAAGGUAGAAUAACACGUGUACUGAAUAACCCACGUCUAAGAGUUUCGACUAAACAAAGGGCUAUAUAUAUUACGCAAUGAUGGAUGUUGAACGACGUGAGGUCAAGGCAGAGCCACUUAGUCCGCCACAAACAGAUGAAGAAUCUUCUGCAAACCAACCAAGUCCUCAUUCUGCCCCCAGUGAACAUUCCAUAAUAAAUGGGCAUAUUUCCGAUGAGUCAGAUGCUCCUCUAGACUUUUCUCUCAAGAGAAAGAGUAGCACAGAAGAUACAGACAGUGAACAUGAUAUAAAAUCAAAAAUCAAAGUUGAACCGAGUGAAGAUAAGUAUGCAAAGAUAGGACAACCUCAGUUGGCCUCACCUGGUAGUAUCCCAGGGACUGUCAAUGGUCACAGCUUUGGCACAGGAGGUGUCGUCUUCCCAGGUAUGUCACCGGGGUCUGCUCAUGCAAAUGUAGAUGAUGAUGGUCAGGAAGGAAUGAAUAACAACCAGAGGCCAUUCAAGGUCUACCCAAAAACUGAAGGUGUAUCACUACCCAUUGGAUAUUAUGGCAUCCCAGGUCUAAGUAUGCCUGGUGGCGAACAGACCAACGGCACUGCUCAAUCCAUGACAGCUAUGUCAGAAGAACUUUUCAAUCAAUACCGACAGCAGAUAUUACAGGCUCAGGAAUCACUUAAACAUUUGACUGAUAAGAAAAGUCGCCUAAAAAUUGACCCAACCUCUAUCCUGGCUAAUUCUACCUCUUUGGCAUCAAUGGCAGCAGCAGCUGCAGCUGUGAAUGGCACAAGUAGUGGCACCACAUCUACCUCACCCCCAUCCCUUCUGCUCACCACAUCCGGAGCUUCAUCUUCCGCAAGCUCAACCCCUUCUUCCUCCCCUGCCCCUUCUGUGCCUUCUUUACCAAUGAUGCGUGCGACCCCACAGAAAUCGAACAGAAAACGUCCAAACGUUCUGCCGGACAACCAAAAGGAUGCUGCCUACUGGGAAAGACGUCGGAAGAAUAACGAUGCUGCAAAGAGGUCCAGAGAUGCAAGAAGGGCCAAGGAAGACGAAAUAGCUAUCCGAGCUGCAUUCCUUGAACAAGAAAAUUUAAAGCUGAGAGUAGAAGUGGCUGCUCUAAAAAACGAGACUGCAAAAUUAAGAUGUAUGCUCUACAAUAGUUAGAGGAUACAUGUACUGUGUGGAGGGGUAUGCUUUACACAUUUUAGGUGAGAUAAGUGAAUUCAAGUAUUUAUGUUAACUACCAUAAAAUAUUUUUAUUUGCAACGCUUAGUUAUAAUCACUUCACCGGAACAAUAACAAAACCAUAUACAACACAAUUCGAUGUAGAUCUUUUUAAAAGGAUGCCAGAAAAUAGUUCAUUUAUAUUAUCAUAAUAGGUUAAUGAGAUCGAUAUUCAGCGCAAAUAACUGUCAUUGAGAAAGAUAAUACUAUGUCGUUAUAAAUGCAUUCAUUUUUAUGGC
Molecule: messenger RNA, 1515 nt
Organism: Owenia fusiformis
Lineage: Eukaryota; Metazoa; Annelida; Polychaeta; Sabellida; Oweniidae
Source: the annotation of a GenBank genome assembly